This is a messenger RNA of Scheffersomyces stipitis CBS 6054, 855 nucleotides long. RefSeq lists its product as uncharacterized. The coding region runs from base 1 to 855 and encodes 284 amino acids. The transcript has 2 exons. The record is from RefSeq and is a predicted model, not a curated record. Lineage: Eukaryota; Fungi; Ascomycota; Pichiomycetes; Serinales; Debaryomycetaceae.
AUGUCUACAACACAGCAGCAGGAGCAUCAGGGAGUUCCAGACAGACGCCUGGCAAAAGGACGGUUCAGCUGGGUUAGACGGUUGAUGCAGGGCCAAAGCAGACAAGCCGUUGCACCCUCCGGAUUGGGUGCCCCCAGAGGCAAUAUCUAUGAACCACGAAGUAGCCGAGGACUUUCUGGAGGUUCUGUAGCUGUAGCUGGUGGGAGUAGAAAAAGCAGAAGAGCAGCAGCAGCAAUAUCAAUCAAUGCUGGAUCUCAUUUAAACGAAGCGAACGAAAACGGUGAAGCUGAUGAUGACACGUACACUUACGACAGCGACAUGCAGUCGUUUGCCACAGAAGGUAGAAGCAGUAUUGGACAGAGAACGUCUGUUUCUGACAAUAUCAGUACUAUACCAUUGAAGCUGAUAACUUCUGCACAAUCUACUAAAUCGCCUUCUAUUCUUAGUGACGGAGUUCAAGACCAAAACUCAAUAAACGCCUCGACAGCGGAGACAUCCAUAACGCCAAGUGUCCAAACAACAACGCAUUUGUCCCCUUCCAACUAUACCACCCAUUUGGCUGUCGUGCCGAACGGACAGGAGAGAGACAUUGAGUCUAUUGUGACGUUGGCCAGUUCGACUCGCCGCAUACGCAGAAGAAGUAUUGACACCAACUGUAGCACUGCGGGGAUUCCGCCAGCGUCCAUCAUGGAACGUCUCUCAGUCCAGCCCACGGCUGCAAACAGCACCUAUGCUGUCAGCAUCAAGACCAAUGACAGAACCAGCCAGACAGAGCCUUCGCAGAGUAGCAUGUACGACUUCACUGACCAGACCAGCUCUGUGCGGAGCGACUACGGUGCCGAGGUAUCUGCAUAG